Molecule: messenger RNA, 981 nt
Organism: Peronospora matthiolae
Lineage: Eukaryota; Oomycota; Peronosporomycetes; Peronosporales; Peronosporaceae
Source: the annotation of a GenBank genome assembly
AUGCUAUACUACAAGGGCGUUCCAAUGGAGUGGUGGGCUGAAGCAGUUAGUACUGCGGUAUAUCUAAUCAACCGUUCCACGAACACGCACAACGCAACCGUAACACCGUUUGAGCUAGGUUUCAAAGUGAAACCUACGCUAGAUCACCUACGCGUAUUUGGUUCUCGCGGGUACGCUCACAUUGACGAAGCGAAGAGGACGAAGCUUAAACCUAAGAUCUUUAGAUGUCUGCUGCUCGGAUACCCAGAAAACGUCAAGGGUUACCGUGUCUAUGACUUGGACGCUUCCAAGGUCAAAGUUUCUCGCUCGGUGAAAUUGGACGAGCGUGAGGUAGAUGGUAUUUACGAUACACUACCUGCUCAGAUCAAAACAGUUAUUCAUGUUAGCACAGACGCCGAUGAUAAAGUCACGCUCGCACCAGUGGAAAUUCAACCCGUCGAAGCGGAACCCAUGGAAGGCGUUGAGAACGACGCACCGGAUGUAGAGAUGGAGAGCAUGCUCCCGAUACAGGACGCUAUACCGCCGCUGCUGAUGCCACAAGAACGGUCAGCUCCCACUGGAUUUGAGUUGGAACCGUACCGUGGACCACCGACUAUCUUCGAGGACGAUCAAGUGGUGUUCCAUACCCCUAGAGACCGUUUUAGAAGUUCCCGGGAACCAGUCUUCCUUCUUGAAGAGGGAACGGACGCAGAGGACGAACGGAAGUCGGAAGGAAGAGAUGGACCGUCCUAUCCGAAGCGUGCCAGGAUCUAUGAAGACGGCCUUAUUGCUGAAGCCGUCCUCGCGUACGCAGCAAGCAUUGACACAGUGGAUCUUCCUACAACAUACGCUCAGGCAAUUGCCAGUGAAGAUUCAACACAGUGGCCGUAUGUGGACACCAAACAUCAAUUGGCCGACAUACUGACCAAGGCGCUAGGAUCCAAGACGUUCAAGUUCCUGCGCGAUGCAAACAGUAUCAAGUGCAAAGAAACCAAGCAGUAG